Hordeum vulgare subsp. vulgare (domesticated barley) is the source of this 1052-nucleotide messenger RNA. RefSeq names its product carbonic anhydrase, chloroplastic-like. The coding region runs from base 94 to 699 and encodes 201 amino acids. Lineage: Eukaryota; Viridiplantae; Streptophyta; Magnoliopsida; Poales; Poaceae. Gene Ontology annotation, biological process: carbon utilization. Gene Ontology annotation, molecular function: carbonate dehydratase activity; zinc ion binding. The transcript has 5 exons. The record is from RefSeq and is a predicted model, not a curated record.
CUCCCGAUUUCAGAAGCCCACCCAACAUCUAACUAUCCUCCCCCACCCUCCACCAAGUUUCGUCUCUUUCAUCCACACCUCCUCCUGCUCGAGAUGGACCCUGUCGAGCGCCUCAAGACCGGCUUCGAGAAGUUCAAGACCGAGGUCUACGACCAGAAGCCGGAUCUCUUCGAGCCCCUCAAGGCCCACCAGUCACCCAAGUACAUGGUGUUUGCGUGCGCCGACUCACGCGUGUGCCCGUCGGUGACCCUGGGCCUGGAGCCCGGCGAGGCCUUCAUGGUCCGCAACAUCGCUGCCAUGGUCCCUUGCUACUGCAAGAACAAGCACACCGGCGUCGGGUCGGCCAUCGAGUACGCCGUCUGCGCCCUCAAGGUCGAGGUCAUCGUGGUGAUCGGCCACAGCCGGUGUGGCGGGAUCAAGGCCCUGCUCAACCUCAAGGAUGGCGCGGACGACACAUUCCACUUCGUCGAGGACUGGGUCAGGAUUGGCUUCCCGGCCAGGAAGAAGGUGAAGGACGAGUGCUCCGAGAUGCCAUUCGAGGACCAGUGCGGCGUCCUGGAGAAGGAGGCCGUCAACGUGUCCCUCCAGAACCUCAGCACCUACCCGUUCGUCAAGGAGGGUGUGGCCAACGGAACCCUCAAGCUGGUCGGCGGCCACUACGACUUCGUCUCCGGCAAGUUCGACACAUGGGAGCUGUAAAUCAAUCUCCCCUCCCAUUGCUCAAAUCCCAAAUAUACAUCCAUACAUACAUGCGCACAUAUAUCAUAUCAAAGAUACCGUGGGGAUGAUGCAUCGAUGUGAACGACAUGGACCAUGCACUGCUCGUUAUUUUCCAGCAGUUGUGGACGCCGGAUGGCUAGAUGUCAAUUUUUUUGUAAUAAGGUAUCAAAUCUUCCGAUCCGGAAUUAUUGUACAAAUAUUACCGUGUGUGAUGUAUAAUUUGAUCGGCAUGUGAUCAAAAUACAUCAGAUGCAAUUUCUGUUGAAAUUUGGAGGUGGGCUUUAGGCCCAUUAGAGAAUUUCAAAAAAAUCUCCAAGGGCCCAUGUAGGUGG